Molecule: messenger RNA, 1732 nt
Organism: Papilio machaon (common yellow swallowtail)
Lineage: Eukaryota; Metazoa; Arthropoda; Insecta; Lepidoptera; Papilionidae
Gene: Polr3E
Product: DNA-directed RNA polymerase III subunit RPC5
Exons: 8
Coding region: 105-1577 (490 amino acids)
Biological process (GO): DNA-templated transcription
Cellular component (GO): RNA polymerase III complex; nucleus
Source: RefSeq, a predicted model, not a curated record
GAAAUGACAUUUGUUGAACUUACUGUAGCGUGAUUUUGGGUCAGUUUAAUUUAAAUUUAUUGCUAUGAUUUUUUUAUAGCAUUAUUUCUUAAAUAGUCCAUAUAAUGGAAGAAGAAGACCCCGUUGUACAAGAGAUACCAGUGUUUUUAUCCCAAGCUUUGGCAGAAAAUUUCUACAUCUUUCAAUAUCCUGUGAGACCUGCAAAUAGGGAUUGGAAGGAUGUUUUGGUGAAGAAUGCAUCUAUAAAACCUAAAAAUAAAAUAGUGCGAUUGGAAGUGGGUCUUGAUACUUAUAGUGAUAAAUACUGCCCUUCUAAAGGUGAACAAAUCGCUUUGAAUACAGAUGGCCAGCAGGAAUCAAGGUACAUAAAGGAUAGGGAUAGAGAAAAAUCUCAAUAUUUCAAAAAUGGCAUUAUGGACAAGAUUGUAUUGGAAAGCAGUGUACCGUGUUUCAAAACUGAACAUUAUGCAGUAGCAUUGUUGCAAGACAAGGAACUUCAUUGUACACCAGUUAAAGGAAUCAUUCAACUGAGACCAUCUUGUUCAUUCUAUGAUAAGCAAGACAAACAAAAGAAUGAUAAAAAUAAAGCAGACAAUUCCGAUGAUGAGGAAAAAGAACCAGAAAUUCAACAGGUGACAGUAAAAUUUGCUCGUCAAGAGACUGAGAUUUCAAAAAAGGCCCGUGAAAAAUCUUACGAGACAAUAUCGCAACGCAUCUUAGAUGAGCCAUGGUAUGACGGACUGUGGAAAUCAUCUGAUAGUGAUCAAGCUGAAUUGGAACGUCUCAAGUUGUUCAGUGCAGUGACAACAGAUGGCUCUUCUCUAACACUGCCGCAUAGCGAGUACGUGCGCGCGUUAGUGCCCGCCGCGCCCGCAGACGAGGCCGGCGCUGUUGUCGCCAAGCGGCCAUCGCUACAGGAACAGAUCAAGGAGAUACUUAUCAGUGCUAAACUGAUGACGUUUAACGAGCUGCGUGGUCGAGUGUACAACGAGGACGGCAGCUUGGCGGGCGAGGCGGCGGUGCUGAACGCGCUGGGCGGCGCUGCUUGCUGCGUGCGCGGUCUGUGGGCGCCUCGCUCUGCUGACCUCUACACGCGGCCCUCGCCCGCACCGCCGCAUCUCAUGUGUACUGCCAGAGAUCAUGUGUUGUAUCUGUUCACACAACACCCUUACGUGGACAGACGUAAGGUCGCCGCAGCGGUGCGUCUGCCGCCGAGCGAUGUGCUCCAAAUAAUACGCUCCGUGGCUAAAUUCACACCUCGAAUGGGAUGGGAGCUGUUACUACCCCCCGAUACGGCGUUCGAGACCAAAUACAACGAUAUUGUGCAACGUCAGAACACGUAUUGGGAAGCGAGACAGCGACAGUUCAAUGAAAUGUUGAUCGGUGAAAAUGUGAACAAACGUCAAAGGAAGAAAUCUCAAAGGGAUUCGAUAUGUGAUGUGAUAAACAGCCCGAAGCCGAGGUGUAAUAGUGUUAGUGAAGACGAUAGUGAACGUAAACGUAAGAACAAAUCGUCCAGUGGUGUCGGCAAACGGACGCGUAAUAUCAGCUCUAGUAGUGUACAAGAUUCUACGUGAAUACUUAAAUAUAGUUAGGUUAUCAAAUUGUAGUUUUUUUAUUAGUAAUGUUAUUUGUAUAUGUUUUGGGUCAGAUUAAUUUACACAUACAAAAAACUGUUUGUGAUUUUUUUUGUUAUAUUGAAAAAAACUAUAGCGCCUACAAUUGUCCCUAA